This is a messenger RNA of Heterostelium album PN500, 573 nucleotides long. RefSeq names its product DUF3430 domain-containing protein. The record is from RefSeq and is a predicted model, not a curated record. NCBI's taxonomy places the organism in Eukaryota, Evosea, Eumycetozoa, Acytosteliales, Acytosteliaceae. The transcript has 3 exons. The coding region runs from base 1 to 573 and encodes 190 amino acids.
AUGGUAUUUUUUUUAGAGAGAUUGUUUGCUCAAACACAACUGAUCACUUUUACACCUUUCUAUAAUAGUCUAAAUUGUAAUAAUGCAAUCAAUGGUGUUGGAUUCGGAAGUAAACAAUUCCAAUGUUCAUUAAAUUUCACAGAUAGUAUUUCAUUUAUGGUUUACAAUAUCUAUAAUACUCAAGAGUAUAAUUUGACAUAUCAUGGUGAUGUCUAUUGUGAUGACUAUCUGCACUACGAGAUGUAUACAAUGGAUGAGUGUACAUACUCUGACUAUUCUGGCUCCUCUUACUUGCUUGGUGAGGCAUACCAAUGGAGUGAUGUCAAAGUUCCUGCCAACUCGAUUCUCUACCAAACAUUGGACAAUAUCUGUGAGAACGUUCAGUCUUAUUGGUAUGCAACCAAUGGAACCACUAUUCAAGACAAACACGCUCCAUGGGGAUCCACUCAAUACUACUGCCAACAAGGUAAGGCAUACUCCAGAUACUGCUCUCCAAAUGGUCCUUGCAUUACCAACCAAAUGAUGUUGGAUGAUUGUUCAAGUUCAAGUCCAUUCAAAAUUAUUUGCACAUAA